ACCGAAGAAAGUAAAGUUUCGUUUCCCUUCACAUGGGGCUUAUUUUGGGUAGCUUCUGCAACAGUGCGUCAAAGACAUGUUCAGCAAGUAGUUGGGAGGUUACAUCGCAUGGGCUACAUCGCAAGCGCGCGCUGGCGAGCUAGUCCUCACGCAGUUUAUAGCUGCCCCAUAGGAAGACUCAAAAGUUCUACUCUGUUUCACUGGAUCUGUGCAGCGCGCACUUGCAUGAACGGCCAUUAGAUGGCAGACGCAGCUGCAGAACAUAAUGUAUAUCGCGAGGCGGAGAUUGCUGGAGCACCUGCCAAUGGAAAUGUCGAAGGUCCCGCAGCACCUGAAGCCGCAGGCAACAUCCAAGAACAGGUGGAAGAAUUCCUGGGCCCUCAUCCAGACUAUGAUGAAGAAGAGGAGGAGAGGAAGUACUACAGACGGAAGCGGCUGGGUGUGGUGAAGAAUGUGGUGGGAGCCAGUGUAGCUGGCAUGAUUGUCUACAGUGUUUAUUUGGGCCUGCUGCAGAUGCAGUUGAUUCUGCAUUAUGACGAGACCUACAGAGAGGUGAAGUAUGGCACUCUGGGCCUGGAGGACAUCGAUAACAAGAUGCUGAUGGGUAUUAAUGUCACCCCUAUCAUUGGCCUGCUGUACACCCCCGUGCUCAUCAGAUUUCUGGGCACCAAGUGGAUGAUGUUUCUGGCGUCUGGUAUCUAUGCUCUAUUCGUCUCAACCAAUUACUGGGAGCGAUACUAUACCUUGGUGCCGGCGGCGGUGGCCAUUGGCGCCGCUAUUGUCCCCCUUUGGGCUUCUCUGGGAAACUACAUCACCAGGAUGGCUCAGCAGUACUAUGAGUACAACAAUUAUAAGGAAGACCAUGUUCAGGAGCAGAAGAAAGCACCCAAAGGGGCCUUCCUCAAAUACAUUGUCAUCUUCCAGUCUGUGUUCUACAUCAUCUUUCAUCUCGCCUUUGUUUUUGCGGAGUUUCCCAUGAUCUUCUUCCUUGAUAGGUUUCUGAACGAGGCCUCGCACGUUCUAUAUAACGUGAACACCUGUGGUGCAAACAGCCAGGGCAUCAUCACAGGACUGAACAAGACGGUGUUGCAAAGUCUGCCUCAGUCUUUGACGCUCAUUGAGGUGGAGAGUGUCUUAAUGGGGGCAGCCUUUAUGGCCAUGAUCAUUUUUCUGGUGCUGUGUGGAGCUGCGUACCGCCCCACAGAGGAGAUUGACCUCCGCAGCAUUGGCUGGGGCAACAUCUUCCAGUUGCCCUUCAAGCACCUCCGGGACUACCGCCUGCGCCUGCUCAUCCCCUUCUUUGUGUACUCCGGGUUCGAGGUGCUUUUCGCCGUUAAUGGGAUCAUAAUGUCCUACGGCGUGUGCUCCGUGGGCCUGAAGAAGCUGUGGCUGCUGGUGGUGGUGUACGGCCUGUCGUCGUCCGUCUUCUCGGCGCUGUCCCUCUGCCUGCUGCGGGUGCCGCGCCAGGUCACGCUGCUGGGCGGCGCCGUCCUGCACCUGUGCGUGAUCGUGGGCCUCAUGUGCUGGUCACCCGUACCGCUGAAGGGCCCCAAGCCCCUGCCGUCCGACCCAAUGCCCGUGCUCCUGGUGCUGACUGCCUUGUGGGGUCUAGGCACAGCACUCAACAAGACCAGCCUCAGCUCCUUGCUGGGGAUGCUGUAUGAAGACAAGGAGAGGCUGGAUUUUGUCUUCACCAUCUACCACUGGUUUCAAGCUAUAGCCAUCUUCAUUGUCUACUUGUGGUCAAACCUGGCCAUGCGAGCGAAGCUGGCCAUCCUCCUCAUCACUCUGCUCCUGGCGAUGUUCUGCUACUGGCGGAUGGAGCGGCAGCUGGCCAGGAGGGUGCCCUUCCGGCUGCCCCGCAUCCCCCGGCCGCGGCACAAGGUGAAGGGCUACCGCUACCUGGAGGAGGAGAACUCGGACGAGUCGGACUCGGAGCAGAGCGAGGACGGGGAGCAUUCGCAGGGCGAGGAGGACGGCCGCGGCACGGAGGAAGACGAGGUAGCCGAGGGGGACGGGGACGGGGACGCCGCAUCACUGGGCUCCCAGCGCUCGCCGGGGCCACACGGCCGUCGCCGAAACCGCCGCCGCCGGGACGACGCCUACGAACAGGCAGGGGGCAGGGACGAGUACGCCUAGUGCACAUGAGCGGAGGGAAGCAGGAAAGGCAGCGGGUGAGGGGAUGGGAGGGAGGAGGUGACUCAAGGAGCACACACACACACACACACACACACACACACACACGCACACGCGCAGAGUAAGAAAUCAUCAGUGAGGAAACCAGGUGACCAAGUCAGAGACCAAGGUCUUCACAUGUUUCUAUCAUCACAAUGGAAGGAUGGGGGCUGUCGAAGGUCUUUAAAAGUAGACAGGCGGUUGAGAGUUGCAAAGGAGAAGUGAAGAAAGUAUUUCUUUGGAACAGGAAGCGUAAAAGAAGAAGUCACAUUCAACACAGGUGCUUUCAGUUGGCUGUUUCCAUAGCAAUAUUGGAACCUCAUGUCAAUCUCUGAACGCUGGUCAGAUAUUCCUGUUCCGCUUUCACUGACUUUCAGAAACGUGUACAAAAUAUGUGCACUUUUAGAAUGCUUUUCUAAACGGUUCGUUUAAUUCUAUUCAUGAUUUAUAUUCUUUAUAUUUGUGUGCGUUUUCAAAUUGUGCUUCUUUAAAAAUCUGUAUAUUUUUUGAUUCAGUCAUUUCAACGGUACAUGUUUUUUUUUCUGAAUGAAACACAUUCUUGAAUAAAAAAAUCAAUUUACAAACGUCA
Molecule: messenger RNA, 2764 nt
Organism: Sardina pilchardus (European sardine)
Lineage: Eukaryota; Metazoa; Chordata; Actinopteri; Clupeiformes; Clupeidae
Gene: unc93b1
Product: unc-93 homolog B1, TLR signaling regulator
Exons: 13
Coding region: 241-2139 (632 amino acids)
Biological process (GO): toll-like receptor 7 signaling pathway; toll-like receptor signaling pathway; toll-like receptor 9 signaling pathway
Cellular component (GO): endosome; lysosome
Molecular function (GO): Toll-like receptor binding
Source: RefSeq, a predicted model, not a curated record